AUGUUGGCGCUGCAGAUCUGGCGAAAAGGCAAGCCAAGCUUGUAUGAGGGCGGGCUGGCCACCGCUUUUGGAUCUCAGCGCGCUCUAGCGGACGCGGCGGGUUGUUCCCGGAACUGCGUGGGUCCAAUCCUCCGGCGUGGGCCAGUGUCAUUCAAGGAUGUGAAUGUGGACUUCACCCAGGAGGAGUGGCAGUACCUGGAGCCAGCUCAGAGAACCCUGUACCGGGAUGUCAUGCUGGAGAACUACAGCUAUCUUGUCUCAGUAGGAUAUUGUGUUACCAAACCAGAGAUGAUCUUUAAACUGGAGCAAGGAGAUGAGCCUUGGAUAUUAGAGGAAGAGUCCCCAUACCAGAACCACCCAGAUUUCUGCAUACUUGAUGACCAGAUGGAGAAGAGCCAAGAAAACCAAGACCAACAUUUGUGGAAAAUUGAUUCCGUCAACAACAAAACCCUUACUAAGAAGAGAAGUAGUACAUUAGGAAAAACAUUUUAUCUAGACACAAACCCUGUUUCAUCAAGAAAAAUACCUGGUAAAUAUGAUUCAUGUGGAAUUAUUUCAGAAUUAAUUGUUGGUAAUAGGAACUCUUUUGUAAAGAAACCUGAAAAGUUUAAUGUACAUGGGAAAUUGCUGCUCUGUACAAAGCAUGGAAAUCCUCAUUCUAGAGACAAAUCUCUUGAAUAUGAUAGGAAUAGAAAAGCCUUCUGGCAAAAUGAGGACCUGUUUCAGCAUCAGGAUAUUCAAUCUUUGAAGCAACUUUUUGUUUAUAACGAAUGUGGGAAAACUUUCCAUGCGGAGGCAGCUUUCACUAGCCAUAAAUGA
Orycteropus afer afer is the source of this 819-nucleotide messenger RNA. The record is from RefSeq and is a predicted model, not a curated record. NCBI's taxonomy places the organism in Eukaryota, Metazoa, Chordata, Mammalia, Tubulidentata, Orycteropodidae.